GAUAUAUAAAUAAGUGAGGAUACAAAGGGUUCUCAAGUCUUGAUCUGUGUUUUUAGCACAAAAUGAAGUCUCAAGCAAUUGGGCUUAGCAGAGACAGCUGCUCUCUUGUUUUUUCACCUUCUUCUUCUUCUUCUUCUUCUUCACUCUGUACUUCCAAUUUCAAAUCCCAACGGUCACUUUUGAUUCCUAAUAAUAGCAUUAGUUUCCAAAGAAAAUCAGACACAUUUAUUCUCUCGUCUUCUUUUUCUACUCCCAAAAGGGUGUCUCAUAUUACUUGCUCUGCCGAUACCAAUAAAACUUCUCCAGCCAAAGCGCUGCGCUUAAUUCUUGAAUUGCCUGGUAUUCACCAGGGCCCUGCUUGUUUCGAUGCCCUUAGUGCUAGGCUUGUUGAGAAAGCUGGGUUUGACUAUUGCUUCACUAGUGGGUUUUCAAUAUCUGCUGCAAGAUUGGCAUUGCCUGAUACUGGCUUCAUUUCCUACGGGGAAAUGGUGGAUCAAGGGCGCCUAAUCACUGAAGCUGUGUCAAUUCCCAUUAUUGGGGAUGGUGACAAUGGUUAUGGAAAUGCCAUGAAUGUGAAAAGAACUGUCAAGGGUUAUAUAAAAGCUGGUUUUGCAGGAAUCAUUCUUGAAGAUCAGGUGUCUCCGAAAGCUUGUGGUCAUACACGUGGUAGGAAAGUGGUGUCUAGAGAAGAAGCAGUGAUGCGAAUAAAAGCAGCUGUUGAUGCUCGGGAAGAGACUGGCUCUGACAUUGUUAUUGUUGCACGAACUGAUUCUCGACAAGCAAUCUCUUUGGAUGAAUCACUUUGGAGAUCAAGAGCUUUUGCUGAUGCUGGAGCGGAUGUUCUUUUUAUUGAUGCAUUAGCUUCAAGAGAAGAGAUGAAGGCCUUCUGCGAAAUCUCUCUGCUGGUUCCAAAAAUGGCCAAUAUGCUUGAAGGAGGGGGAAAAACGCCCAUACUCAAUCCUUUGGAACUUGAGGAGGUUGGAUAUAAACUUGUGGCUUACCCUCUUUCAUUGAUUGGAGUAUCUAUACAAGCAAUGCAGGAUUCAUUAAAAGCCAUUAAAGGAGGACGGAUUCCUCCUCCUGGAAGCAUGCCAUCUUUUGAAGAAAUAAAGGAAAUCCUAGGUUUUAAUGAUUAUUACGAAGAAGAGAAUCAGUAUGCUAUCAGCACCAGGCAGACGCUUAGGCCAGCAGGUGGGUUAGAAAUCAACCUCUUACACCAUAAGCAACCCUGUUUCUCUCAAGUACUAGGUUAUUCACCAGCCAGAAGUAAUGUUUAUGAUAUACAACAGAGGACUCCAGAUGAUACAGUGCAGAGAAUUCAAAGUCCUCAAGAUCCUGUUGUUGAAGUGAUAACUCCUGAUGUAAUCAGUAACUAUGGUGCAGAUGGUUCAAGAGAUCCCUUUUCUGGGAUCUGGUCUCGGAAAUUGAGAGUCAAAAUAACAGGAAGAGAUGGAUUUGAAAAACUUGAUGUCAGGAUUCCUGCAGGGUUUUUGGAAGGGAUAACAGACAUUGUUCCAGCCUUGGGAGGUGUGAACAUCAAAGAACUCUUAAAAGAUGCAGCUGAAGAAGUAGGAGGCAAGCUGCUGUUGGAUUUUAAUGAUACCAUUGGUGACAGGAUUCAAGUCUUUCUAGAGUAAUAACUUUUUCAAGUUCUAUGGAAAAGGUGUCUUUAUUUUCAUAUAAUCAAAACUCUCUCAAUUCAAAAGUGAAUUUUUCUUUAAUUAUUAUUACUUAUUGAGCUUCCUUGAAACA
Molecule: messenger RNA, 1752 nt
Organism: Ricinus communis (castor bean)
Lineage: Eukaryota; Viridiplantae; Streptophyta; Magnoliopsida; Malpighiales; Euphorbiaceae
Product: 2,3-dimethylmalate lyase
Exons: 8
Coding region: 63-1637 (524 amino acids)
Molecular function (GO): catalytic activity
Source: RefSeq, a predicted model, not a curated record